GCGUGGACUACGACUUCGUCAUCGCUUUAUCACACAUUGCCGGCGCUGAUCAUUGGCUCGUCACUCGCGGAUCGGUGCGGACGCGUAGGCUCAUGGGACGGAGUUCAAAGGUCCACCCAGUAUUAAGUAAACUACUCUGCCUCCGUCGUAAUCGGUCUCUGGAACAAUAACGGUCAUUAAAAGAUUUCCUAUCGUUGCGAACUUUCCGCCGCAAAGAUUUCCGCGAUAUCCGGCACGUGCGGAAAGCCGGGAGCUAAUGCCACUUGUUCUGCCAACAGGUGAUGGUGAAUCAUCCAGGCCAUAUCCUAAAUCCGUGUUGUUUUUCCACCUUCCAACCGGUUGCAGGCGAUAAGCUAAAUCAGUGCUUUUUAUUGGGCGAUAUUCCUGGAAUUAAUAUGAAUCAAACCAACUUUAAAUGAAUAAUAACAAACAAGAAAUAAAUGGAAUCAAAUGGAAUAAUACAAUUUAAUAAUUUUAAGUGCAACAUUUACUUAAAAAGGUUAUAAACAAUAAUUAAAAGUGUCGUGGAAAUAUUAAACAACUAAAACAAGUUUUAAUCAAGUAACGUAUGCUGAAAUAGUUCAAAAACUACCAUAUGAUUUCGCCAUGAAGUGAAAAGUAAUCAAGGAAUCUGCUGCUAUAUGUAAAUAUCAUAUUUAAAUAAUAAAUAUUUCAUAGUGAAAGUGAUACAACAAUAUUCUAUGAACGUAUAUUCUAUGAAAGAGCAAAAAUAAAAAACAAAAGUGAUCAAAAUACUAGUAUUAACUUUAUACCAGCUAAAAAAUAACAAUAAAUGUGUCCAUAACUAAGUGAAAAAUAUAACAGAAUAUUAUGUUUAACCCGAAUAAAAUCAAAAUCCUACCAAAGGCAUUCAGCUGACAAUGAGCUCCCUGUAAAGUUCCCAAAGAAAAAUAUUGAAAGUUAUUACAAAUAUUAAAAUAUAAACAAUACAAAUAUCAUCCUCAAGUGUCGCCUCCCUUAAUGGCCAUUCUGCAGAAUCGCCACCAAAUCCUAAACGCAAGCCAAGUCCACCCACAGACCAUACCAUACCGUACUUGGUGCCAACCGAGGGCAGUGGUUAAUGCCAUGCACCAGGAUGUCCGGCGAAAGAGCAUCGGAUGUGGAGAGAGCGAAACCCAACUGGAAGCGAAGGAGAAGAAAGCGGAGGUGGCAGAAGGUAGCUCUCCGGGCAGGCGACGAAGGAGGAGACGCUGCAGUAGCAGCUCCACCAGUGACACUAGUGAAUCCUACUCGGAUUCGUCCACAGACUCGGAUACCAGUUCCUCCGGAUCUUCAACCUCUUCCUCCUCCGCCACUGGCAGCAGCAGAAGUAGAAGGAAGAGAAGUAUACCUUUGCCACCCGCCCUCAACUUGCCAGAGUGCCAACCUCUGGCUCCCAUUGCCACCUCUCCCUCUCACCAACCAGAAGAGGCUCCAGCAAGCAGAAGGGAUUCCCUGGACUCCAAUCGGAGCAUCACGCCCGUCGAAGUGCCUGUGGAUCCGCAUGCCUGGACCGCGGAGGACAUCUCCAGCUGGGUCCGGUGGACAACGCGUAAAUUCAAAUUGGAUCCGGAGCCGGACAUCACCAGGUUCCCCAAGGAUGGCCAGGAACUGUGCGAGCUAACCCGUGCGGAUUUCUGGGUCUGUGCCGGAUCAAGACGCGGCGGGAUGCUCCUGUCUAAGCAUUUCGCGCUGAGCUUGUACCAUGCCACCGGAAGGGAGACGAGUCCCAUGCUGAAUGACAACGAGCCAAAUCCAUAUCAGCUGCUGAAUGCUGCCUCGCACCGAUUGGUCGCCCAGGGCUCCGGGGGCCAGAUUCAGCUAUGGCAGUUUCUGCUGGAGCUGCUCGCCGAUUCGUCCAACGCCGCCUGCAUCAGCUGGGAGGGCCAAUCGGGCGAGUUCCGGCUCAUCGACCCCGACGAGGUGGCCAAGCGCUGGGGCGAGCGCAAGGCCAAGCCCAAUAUGAACUAUGACAAGCUGAGCCGGGCCCUCAGAUACUAUUAUGACAAGAAUAUCAUGACCAAGGUGCAUGGGAAGCGCUAUGCGUACAAGUUCGACUUCCAUGGCUUGAUGGCCGCCUGCCAGGCCCAGGCGCAGGGCGGAGAUCCUGCCGCCAGUAUGUUAGGUUCCUACAAUCACCACAGCGGCGGGGGCGGAGGAAUGCAGGUGGUCCGCCACCCACCGCCGCCGCCGCCGCUGCACCACCCGCACCACCAUCACCCGCAUCAUCAUCAGCACUCGCAUCCGCAUCAUCAGCUGGGGCAGCCUCACUUUCUGCAUCCGCCACACCACACAUCGCCUGCCUCCACCAGCUCCAGUCUGGGCUUCCCCUCGCCCUCGACGGCCUCGUCUCAGCUCUCGCCUGGCCAGGCGCCAAUCGCUAAUGCCGCCUCCACCUCAACAUCGAAUUUCCCAGCUUCAUUCCAAGGCGGGACAGCUGGAGCUGGAGACCCUGCCAGGACACAGGACAGCACCACCCCAAAUGCAUUUAAUUGAGCCCGCAGAGCAACCCCAAUUUGUUGCCGUUGGUCGUUCAGGAAAGGAGGAGGAGUUGCUGGAGCUGCGCACAGGACCACCCAUUGCGCAGAGAGAGAGUAAGUGCGAGCGAGCCACACAUCCUCGGACGAAGGGUCAGCCGGCACUAAAAAAGGUCGUUUCGCAUAAUUCCAGCCACUUUGGGUUAAUUGUGGGGUUAAUAAGUGUGAUAACCU
Drosophila serrata is the source of this 2711-nucleotide messenger RNA. RefSeq names its product Ets at 21C (gene Ets21C). Lineage: Eukaryota; Metazoa; Arthropoda; Insecta; Diptera; Drosophilidae. Gene Ontology annotation, biological process: regulation of transcription by RNA polymerase II; cell differentiation. Gene Ontology annotation, cellular component: nucleus. Gene Ontology annotation, molecular function: sequence-specific DNA binding; DNA-binding transcription factor activity, RNA polymerase II-specific. The record is from RefSeq and is a predicted model, not a curated record.